CCCCCCUAUCUCUCUCUCGGCAGUAGUACCAGCAGUGUACACGCCGAGCACGGGCAAGGCCAUGAGCUCUCCGUUUGCCCGGUCUCCCCUUGCUGCUGCCCCAAAAGGUAGCCGCUGCAUUCUGUAGCCAUCAGACCAAAUUCCUUGUAGAUUCCAAUCAGAGAGAGGAGCAACCACCCGGGCGAGUCUAGGGUUCUACUUACUCGGCUUGGACAGCAGCCAUUGCUCCAGUCUCUCCUGCCCAGCUCACGCUUGGAUGGAUUUUGUUUCUUGACGCAGCGUCGCCGCGUGUCUCUGUGUUUGCCCUUGUUCUUGGCCACACUGCCAAGUUCUCGCUCCCAGUUUCGCACCUGGAUGUGUUUGCCUGGGAGCUGGAGCCCCAACACCAAAUUACCCAGCUCACACUCGCAGUGAUUUUGGUUGGAAUUUUCCCCGCACCGCAGCUUCUUGUGCUCAUUCAUUUGCCGCAAUUUCCCCCUUUUUCUUGGCCCCGAGUUCGGUGCCGAGAAAAAUCCCCAAAAUAUUUCAUCCUUAAUCUUUCAUCUCAACUCCAAGUGCCUUAAACCCUACCCACCUACCUACCGCCACCCACAUUAUCGCUUCGUCUGGCUUCAAGGUUGGAUCUUGCAAUGCGGCUCGUCAUCCUGUGUUUCUGGAUUUGGGCCGCAUCCGGCGCCGCCGCAGUGGCUGGCUCGGACAUGGAAGCGCUGCUGGAGUUCGGCAGGGGCAUCCGGCAAGACCCGUCCCGCCGCCAGGCCGCUCCAUGGAACCCGACCAGUUCGUCGGAUUCCGACGGCUGCCCCGUCGAUUGGCAUGGCGUGCAGUGCAACGGCGGCCAGAUUCUUUCCAUAGCGUUCGAUGGCAUUGGGCUUGUGGGCAACGCCAGCUUGUCGGCGCUCGCAAGGAUGACGAUGCUUCAGAACCUGUCCCUGUCCGGCAACAAAUUGGAAGGGGUCUUGCCCCGUGCGCUGGGGUCUCUUGCUUCCUUGCAGCACCUGGAUCUGUCCAACAACAGAUUCAUUGGCUCCAUUCCGGCAGAAUUGACCAAACUGAGUAACCUGGGACAUCUCAAUCUCUCCUCCAAUGGCUUCGGUGGUGCAUUGCCGGUGGGUUUCAGAAGCCUGAGGAAACUGAAGUACUUGGAUCUCCGUGGCAACGGCUUCGUCGGCAAAUUGGAUGACAUAUUUGCACAGCUGCAGAGCCCGGUCCAUGUUGAUUUCAGCUGCAACCAGUUCUCGGGGUCCCUGGCAUCAAUCUCUGAUAACUCAUCUGUGGCUACCACUCUGCAGUACCUGAAUGUUAGCCAUAAUGUGCUGUCAGGGCCAGUGUUUGCGAGCGAUCCCACGCCUUUGUUCGACAGCCUCGAGGUGUUCGAUACAAGUUACAAUGCGCUUACUGGCAACGUCCCGUCGUUUAACUUCAUGAUCUCCCUCAAGGUGUUGCUUCUGCAGAACAAUAAGUUCUCGGGGUCCAUUCCAGAAGCGCUAUUUCGGGAGACCUCCAUGGUGUUGACUCAACUUGACCUUAGCUGCAACCAGCUCACAGGUCCAAUUAGGCGUGUAACGUCAGUGAAUCUGAAGUACCUGAAUCUGUCAUCCAACAGCCUUCAGGGAACUUUACCAAUCACAUUUGGGAGCUGUUCAGUGGUUGAUUUGAGUAGAAACAUGCUUUCAGGGAACAUAUCAGUUGUCCAUACAUGGGGAGAUUAUGUUGAGAUGAUUGAUUUGAGCUCAAAUAGAUUAACAGGAACUUGGCCCGGUCAGACUACCCAAUUUUUGAGGCUGACUUCAUUGAGGAUUUCUAAUAACUUGCUAGCAGGAGAAUUGCCAACUGUUCUCGGAACCUAUCCUGAGUUGAUUGCCAUAGAUCUUAGCCUCAAUCAGUUCCAUGGAGCUUUACCUAAAAAUCUCUUUACAGCAGCUAAGCUGACCUAUCUUAAUCUUUCAGGAAACAAUUUCGCAGGAACUCUGCCUCUUCCCAGUUCUGAAACCAACAAUUCAACUACUGUAGACCUGUCAGUUUUUCCUGUACAGACUUCAAACCUUUCAUUUCUUGAUCUUUCAAACAAUUCUUUUGGUGGUCCACUGCCUUCGGGCAUCGGUCGUUUGAGUGGAUUGGUGUUGUUGGAUCUCUGCCUGAACAACUUUACUGGGCAAAUCCCAACAUCAAUCACCAAGCUAAAGCAUUUACUGCACAUUGACUUGUCAAGCAACCAUUUCGAUGGUAGCAUACCUGAUGGCCUCCCAGACGAUCUUGUAGAGUUCAAUGUAUCAUACAACAAUUUCUCUGGCCCCGUUCCGAGCAGUUUGCUAAAAUUUCCUGAUUCAUCUUUCCAUCCAGGGAAUGAACUACUUGUUCUUCCCCGCUCUGGGUCACCAAAUAGUCCUGAAGGAUCAGGUGGGAGGAAACAUGGUAUGAAGCGUGGAAUUCUGUAUGCAUUGAUUGCAUGUGUUAUUGUCUUUGUUACCGGGAUCAUUGUCCUUUUACUUGUCCAUUGGAAGAUCUCUAACUGGAAGAGCAGCGAAAAAGGUAAGGGCCAACAUAAGAAUUCUGUAAAUCAAGGACAGGGUGCUCCUCAGAGACGUGCAGAAAUUCCAAGUUCUGAAAUCCACGAUGUGUCGCUAGGAUCAUCACCGUCUGCAGAGUAUGGAGGCAUUUCCGUGCCCCGUGGUGGCAUGGAAGGACAGCAUGAAGCACAAUGUGUGGAUCAGCCAACUGGUAGCAUUUCUAGCCUUAAAGAUAGCUCAGCGUCUUCUAUGCCUUCAUUGAUAUCAUCACCUUCUGAUGUGCGCUCACACCACCAUCACUCCAUCUUGAGAGUGCACUCUCCCGACAAACUGGUCGGGGACUUGCAUCUUUUCGACAAUUCUGUGUUGUUUACAGCGGAAGAGCUCUCUCGUGCUCCGGCAGAGAUGAUCGGCCGGAGCUGUCACGGGACAUCCUACAAGGCUACUCUUGACAAUGGAUAUGUGCUGACAGUGAAGUGGCUGAAGGAGGGGUUUGCUAAGAGCAAGAAAGAGUUUUCCCGUGAGAUAAAGAAGCUCGGCAGCGUCAAACAUCCCAGUCUAGUCUCACUGCGAGGCUACUACUGGGGCCCCAAAGAGCACGAGAGGAUCAUCAUAUCAGACUAUGUAGAUGCCACAUCUCUGUCUACCUACCUGUCUGAGAUUGAAGAGCGGGAUCUUGCACCUCUGUCGGUGGGCCAGCGGCUUGACAUCGCGAUCAGCAUUGCCCACUGUCUAGAUUACCUGCACAAUGAGCGGGUGAUCCCACAUGGCAACCUCAAGUCGUCCAACGUCCUGCUUCAGGACUCGAGCCCGUCUGCUCUGGUAACUGACUACAGCCUUCACAGGCUGAUGACUCCGGUGGGCAUGGCUGAGCAGGUCCUGAAUGCAGGGGCCCUUGGGUACUCCCCUCCAGAGUUUGCGAGCACCAGCAAGCCAUGCCCGUCUCUGAAGAGCGACGUGUAUGCCUUUGGCGUCAUCCUGCUUGAGCUUCUGACAGGGAGGAUCGCGGGGGAGAUCAUUUGUGUGAGCGAUGGCGCGGUCGACCUGACGGACUGGGUGAGGAUGCUGGCAAGGGAGGAGCGUGCUUCCGAGUGCUUCGACGGGCGCAUUGUUGAAACUGAAAGCUCAGGGGGCGCAUCUAACAAGCUGGAGGACAUGCUGCACAUCGCCAUCCGGUGUAUCCGGUCCGCAUCGGAGAGGCCGGAGAUACGGACGGUGUUCGAGGACCUCUCGUCCCUGUUGUCGUCGUCGUCGUGACGGGGAGCGGGAGUGGCGUACAUCUCGUACUCACAUCAGGUUCUCGAGACUCUGGAGGGAGCAGGGUAUACUAACAGGGUGUUAGGUUUUUUUUGGCUAUGUGUGUAGUCUCUUUUGAGCAUUUCAUUGGUUGGGUUCCUCUUCCUGGGAAGCGUUCAUACAUUUUUUUAGUUAUUAUUAGUUCACAAUUGUAGCACUAGAUGACUUGUGUGAGAAUGUGUUUGUGCAUUGCGAUUCUGAACAUGUGAUAGGAAAUAAGAAGGUUGCAUUGAUUCGUUGUUCUUU
Triticum dicoccoides is the source of this 4049-nucleotide messenger RNA. RefSeq names its product probable inactive receptor kinase At5g10020. Bases 630 to 3764 code for a protein of 1044 amino acids. Gene Ontology annotation, molecular function: protein kinase activity; ATP binding; protein binding. Gene Ontology annotation, biological process: protein phosphorylation. The record is from RefSeq and is a predicted model, not a curated record. The transcript is spliced from 4 exons. Lineage: Eukaryota; Viridiplantae; Streptophyta; Magnoliopsida; Poales; Poaceae.